This is a messenger RNA of Saprolegnia diclina VS20, 2864 nucleotides long. RefSeq lists its product as hypothetical. The coding region runs from base 47 to 2821 and encodes 924 amino acids. NCBI's taxonomy places the organism in Eukaryota, Oomycota, Saprolegniomycetes, Saprolegniales, Saprolegniaceae. Gene Ontology annotation, biological process: lipid metabolic process. The transcript is spliced from 3 exons. The record is from RefSeq and is a predicted model, not a curated record.
CCCGUUUUAGCCGCAAGAGCAAACAGCGGCAGCCAUCCUUGCACCGAUGGCGAGCCCGGCGACGGUCGAGCAAGAUGUCCUGGCUGUCGACAUUGGUAGCAUUGACAUGAGUACCGUGACUGGACUCCAGACGACCGCGACGACGAGUCGCCUUCCGCUGGCGAUGGGGCCUCGCCGCGUACUAGUACCAGACUUUGGACGGACGAGCCUGCGUCGGCGCAGUGGCGAGGCCUCGGCCCACGUGAGCCGCCGCAUAUCCGAAAUUGCACGGCAGGCCGGUUCGCUCGGGCGCAGUGCGUUUACGCUCCGGCGCAUCUCGAUGGUGUCGUCGACGGACCUCAAGAUCGACGCCCUCACGUCACGCGAGGUUGCGACGACAUACGUGCUGUUCCACCUCGCGCUUGCGCUCGGGAUGCUUCUUAGUCUCACAACUGUGCUCUUCUGGCUCAACUCGGACAACAGCGCGAGUGUCGCCGCCGCGGGCGAAGGGCUCUGGUUCGUCAUCAGCAUCGGCCACUACGCGAGCUAUGUCUUCAUCUCGGUUGCUUGCGGUGUCUUUGCGCGCCGUAUUUACGUCCUUCCCGCGCGCCAGCCCGUUCAGGAGACAAUGGCGUACAUUGCAAGCACGUAUGGCGUCAUCACGCUUGGCGAGUUCAUCGUAGAAGCAUCACUCUCUGUGCGCGCCGGCCACGUGUGGAGCACGUGCCACGGCAGUGGCGACGUCGAGCCCGUGAGCUUGGUCGUUCGCAACGUCCUCAACGCCAUCCAGGCUACGGUCUUCUACGUUGUGCUCACAAAGGUCUGCAGCUGCUUCCGCGUGAGCGAGGCCACGCACCACGCAACCCGAGUCACAGACAUUGGAACAUCGGCCACCAUGUUCCUCGUCUACAUCGGGCUCCGUGUCUACCUCGGCGUGGUCAACGGCAUCAUCCUGGACUACGUGCCCAUGACCAACGCCAUCACGACAAUUCGGCUCCGGUACUUGGAGGAAGGCAGCGCGACCGUGACACCACCGCUCCGCGUCGUGACAGCAACCUUGGUCGUGACAGCGUGCGACGUUGGCUUCUCGCUCUGGGCGUGGGCCGAGAUUGCAGCCGUGCGCCGGUCGUUCCGCGAGACUUUCGUGCGCAACCUCUCCAAGCUCCUCAUCGCUUUCAACUUUUUCAUGUACUACAACGCACAGAUGAUCUUGGUACUCGUCCUGAGCGGCCACCUCGUCGCAUGGCUCCUCCCCAUCAACUACUACAGCGCCGACGGUACUGCGCUUCGCUGCACGGGCAGCCUCGCCGUCACGUUCGGACUCAAGCUCACCAUCGCAGGCUGGCUCGUCACGGCCAUGUACGCCUGCCUGCCGACGGACGCCGUCGGUCUUCGCGGUUGGUUUGUAUCGUCGCCCAACGCGCUCGCGGCCCCGACGCACCGCAUUCGGUACUUUUGCCACGCCUCGGACGUGCACCAAACCGCCAACUUUCGCCUCGUCGACAUGCUCCAGAACACGCUCGUGAUCGAGCCGCGCCAUUUUGUGCUGGAGGACCAGAUCGAGAUGUUCAAUUUUGCAUACCUUGCGUACGCGUGUGGCAACAAGGACUACUCGCAGGACUUUCUGCAUCUCCACAGGAUGAUUGGCAGCGCCGAGUUUGCGCUGGCAGACCACCUCCACGACCCGAAGAGCGACACGCACUGCCUCAUUGCGCACUCGACCGACAAGAUCAUCGUCGCCUUCCGCGGCUCGAUGAGCUGGAAAAACUACAAGACGGACCUCAAUGCCUCCAAGCACAUGUGUGUCGACUACAACUUGCUUCCGGCCGCGAGCGACGACAAGAGGCCGCGCUUCGUGCCACACAACAUCUCUCGCCCCAACUUUUGCAAAGCUAAGACGCCGUGGGUCCACGGUGGCUUUUGGGACGCGUACCAAUCCGUAGCCGACCGCGUCCUCGCUCGCCUCGAAACAAUGAACGAAGAAAACCCGCGCAGCAUGUACUUUACCGGUCAUAGUCUUGGCGGUGCGCUCGCCACGCUCUGCAGUCUCGACGUGGCCUUCAAGUACGGUGCGUCGCGCGUCGCGUGCACAACCUUUGGGUGUCCGCGCGUCGGCGGCAAUGCGUACAAGCGCGUCUACAACGCCCGUGUACCGGCCAACUUUCGCUUCGUGAACGCCCAGGACCCCGUGUGCCACACGCCGCUGCGGACACUGUGGGACUCGUUCACUGAAGUCGGCACGACCGUCGUCCUCGAUCGGCUUGGGAACCUGGUUGUGGACCCAAACCUGCUCGAGUACGACUUACUGAACCGCGGCAUUUCGGGCGAUGCGCACCGCCUCACGUCGUACCAAAUGGCGCUCUUUCUGUGGUGCAAACGAGCCCACCCGCGGCGGUUCGAGCCCAAGUUCUGGUCGCACUCGCUCCAGAAGCUGCGCGAACACCACGGCCACGUGCCCGAGGUGCUGCACUACCUGCACAAGCGAUCGCUCUUUGUACGCACAGCCAAUGACGCCGACGACGACCGAGUCUUGACGGAAAUCACGACGACUGUGCUCCCCACGCGCAAGACGCUCGGGCUGUUCCAGCGCCCCGUGAUUUGCUUUGCGACGAACGACACGAUCGAGGCCCUUGUCGCCGCGCACCUCGUGCCCUCCGAAGCCGACGCCGUCGAGGUCGGCCGCGUCCUGCUUGUGAAAGGCGCUAUCCACAUGGUCGACGACCCCCAAGUGUUUCGGCACGAUGCGUACUUUACGAUUGUCAAGCGGCCAGCGAAAGUGGCCCCCGCCGAGAGUCGCUCGACAAUGCCAGAGAAAACGACCGUGUCCUCCAACGAUGCAUGAGAGAUGAAGUAUCAAACUAUCAACGGUUGUCGCUCCUUCGUCA